AUGGAUAUUCUCAAGGAACAUUUUGCCCCGGAAGAUGUUGAUCUGAUAGGGGCCAUUCCUUUAGGAAAUACCCGGCUACCCGAUUCCAUGGGUUGGCAUUUUACAAAAUCUGGUAAGUAUACUGUUAAGUCUGGGUAUGAUACGGAACGGUCUGCAAGUUCACAGGCUACUACGGUCCCUCGUGUGGGUCCAGAGAUUACUCCCCUUUUGGCAGGUGUCUGGGGUGUUUUCUGUCCACCGAAAAUAAGACACUUUAUGUGGCAGGUUUUGACAGGAUGUAUUGCGGUUUCGUCUAAUCUGCGGCGUCGCGGAAUAGCGUGUGAUUCUAGGUGUGUCCGAUGUGGGGCUGAGGAGGAAACGAUUAAUCAUGCUCUUUUCCGGUGCCCACCGGCUAGGCAGGUGUGGGCUCUAGCUCAUGUCCCUGUAGGUUCGGUUUCUUUCCCGACGGAGUCUGUAUACGCUAAUAUGGAUCAUUUUUUGGGUCAUGCAAAUCUGGGAUCACAGACGGUCGCUUUCCCGUGGAUUAUGUGGUAUAUUUGGAAAGCAAGAAACGCUUGUGUCUUUGAGAAUGUUAUGGAUAAUCCCCUGGAAGUAGUACGUUUGACGGAGGGCGAGGCAUCUGUCUGGAUGCAGGCUCAGGUGGAAGUUGAGGAUGGGGACCAAUCUCAUACUUCACCAGUUCCUAAUUCUCGACAGAGGGGGCCCAUACGUUCCCUUCGUCUCUCUUUCACAGGUUAUCGGUGUUUUGUUGAUGGCUCUUGGAAAGAGUCGGACACUUAUGCAGGUGCAGGUUGGGUUUGUUCUACCCCUCACUCGGGGUCAGAUAUGGGAGCUACCAAUUUCCGACGCAGUUUAUCUCCAUUACAUGCUGAAGUAGAAGCUUUUAUUUGGGCUAUGCGGUGCAUGAUUGGACACGACUACCGGGACGUGGCUUUCUAUACGGACUGUUCUGAUCUGGUGAAGAUGGUGUCUUCUCCUCUUGACUGGCCGGCUUUUACAACCUACCUCGAAGAUAUCAAGAUAGACCAAGCGGAGUUCUCUUCCUUCUCUCUAUCUUUUGUUCCCCGUAGUUCGAACGUCAAAGCGGAUUCCAUGGCUCGUCAAGCGAGACUCUCUCCGCAGCAUAUUCUUUUCGUGAACUCGUUUCCCCCAAAUUGGCUCAUCUGA
Molecule: messenger RNA, 1167 nt
Organism: Camelina sativa (false flax)
Lineage: Eukaryota; Viridiplantae; Streptophyta; Magnoliopsida; Brassicales; Brassicaceae
Molecular function (GO): nucleic acid binding; RNA-DNA hybrid ribonuclease activity
Source: RefSeq, a predicted model, not a curated record